GUGACAAUGACACUCUGCUAACCCAGCAAAACAUCAGCAGCAACAGUAUCAGCGGAAGCAGUAUGGAGGUGGAGUGGCUGUCACCCGCACCCCCUCGUCCCACCUACUUCUUCCUGCCCCCGCGACCACCCCACCAUCACCAGGGCUCGCGGUGGGGGCCGUUCUUCGAGGAGGGUCCCGGGCCGCACAACAUCACUGCCAGGGUCGGAGAGACUGUCCAACUCGACUGCAAGAUUGGCCUACUGCAUGAUAAAACGGUAACGUGGCUACACAGAAAGGCAGACUCGAUUCACUUGUUAACAGUCGGUCGGCAUGCCUACAGCACUGAUCAAAGGGUGACCCUCAGCUUCCGGUAUCCCAACAACUGGCGACUGGAGAUCGUCUUCGUCACACGGAGAGACGAGGGACUUUACGAGUGUCAGGUGGCAACACAUCCACCCAGAAUAAAGCAGGUCUAUCUAAGGGUUACAGCCCCUGAGGUGCGGAUCAUGGAUGAGAAAAAGCAUAUAGUUACAGAAAAAUACUAUAAAUCGGGGAGUGCUGUAGAACUGACUUGCCUUGCAGCACAAAUCGAAUCCCCUGCUGACAAAAUCACAUGGUUAAAAGGAGACCAGCCUUUCGAAGAAGGCAUUACAUAUAAUACCAGCCUCGGUGACGGCCAGGUAUCUUCAACGUUACUUUUGGAGCAUGCGCAGAAGCCGAAUUCUGGCAACUAUACUUGCUCAGUGGGUCGCAUCGCGGCAGCUUCCGUGUCUGUUCACAUCCUCAAUGCCGGUGAACUUCCAGCAGCAGUACAAGAUGGAAGUUCAGGGACGAUCAUAGCGCCUUGCAUCGUGGCUUUCUGGCUUAUCGUUAUUUCUUGCUUCUUUGCAGUGUUCCGGUGACACAUCUAGUCAUCCUCUCAACCCAACAGAUGCCGGAUCGUCGCAUCUGGAUCAAACUACAGAGAUACUUCACUCCAGCUGCCUGAUCGAAAUAUAGCAAACGAUACUAGCGAAGUGAACAUUAUCGUUGACGUAUGAGUUAUAAAUAUAUAGUGGAAAUGGAUCAAUUUAUUCUAGAAAGUUGACACUUCUAUCAGAAAGUGACAUGUGAUAUAAGAAACAUUUCAAACGCCAUGUAGACGAUUAUAUUGUUACCGAGAAAUCUGCGACGUAAUUUAGUGUUGACAUGCGAUGUUUUUAAUAAUUAUUAUUGUAAUUUAUGUUCCUAUAAAAUGCAAUUCAAAUUUAUUCCACAUGGAUGUUGAAAUUUCUUCUGACACAGAAAAAUGUUAUCCAUCUCACUCCCAUCAGUAUAAUUGACUUGUAGACAUUCCUCUAAGUGUAAUUUAAUUCCUCUAUUGCUGUGUAUUUCUGAGAAUGUUACUAUAACUCAGGAAUGUAUUUGGUCACAAAAUAUGUAGCAUGGCACGUCUCUUACGGUGGCAUUUCCUACGAACUAUAAUCAUGGUUAUAUAGUUACUGUACUAUGAACCAAUUAUAAGAGAUUUUUAUCCUAUUAUAUUAAGCGA
Molecule: messenger RNA, 1513 nt
Organism: Nilaparvata lugens (brown planthopper)
Lineage: Eukaryota; Metazoa; Arthropoda; Insecta; Hemiptera; Delphacidae
Product: zwei Ig domain protein zig-8-like
Exons: 6
Coding region: 63-884 (273 amino acids)
Biological process (GO): synapse organization
Cellular component (GO): neuron projection membrane
Source: RefSeq, a predicted model, not a curated record